AUUUUAUGUCAUUUUUGGAGGUCUUGUGACGGCGCAACAUUUAAACUUCAAGAUUGUGAUAAAUUUUACGGAGUGUAGUGAAAAGAUAAAAAUGUUUAUAACAGCUUUAACAUAACAUUUAUUUACAAAUAAAUUAUAUAAUAUUCGGAAAAUUUUAAAUUCUAAGUAUCUAAUAAUAUAAAAAAAUGAGCAUCGAUUUAAGCCAGCCCCGCUACGACCAAAGCUCGUAUGCGGGACGAGCCAAACAUUUCCUGCUUCUCACCAACCCCCUGAACGCUUUCGCCUCCACGGAGCAGCUCGAUGAGGCGAAAAAGGUGGUUACAGAAUUUAAGCGAAGUCGACGAAUGCCAGCCGGUUACGACUUGGACAAGUUGUGGGCGGCCAAGUACUUGUACGACAGCGCGUAUCACCCCGACACCGGCGAGAAAAUGUUCGUCCUCGGCAGAAUGGCCGCUCAGGCGCCGAUGAACACUAUCAUCACCGGGUGUAUGAUUACGUUUUACAAGACGACUGCCGCGAUCGCGUUCUGGCAAUGGGUCAAUCAAACCUUUAAUGCGCUCGUCAAUUACACGAACCGAGGAGGAGAUGCGCCCAUGAGCAUGACGCACCUGCUGGGCUCUUACUGCGCAGCGUGCGGAGGAGCCCUCGGCACGGCUCUCUACCUCAACAGCAAAGUCAAGAACAUGAGCCCGAUCUACUCUCGCCUCGUGCCGUUCGCUGCUGUUUGCGGCGCCAACUUCAUCAACAUUCCUAUGAUGAGGAGCGGGGAGUUAAUGAACGGCACCCCGGUGUUCACGCCGGACGGUAAGAGAGUCGGGGAAUCGAAGGCCGCGGCGCGGUACGGCAUAAGUCUGGUCAUCGUUUCCAGGAUCUUCAUGGCUCUGCCCGGAAUGACGGUGACCCCCAUGAUAACAAACAUCGCGACGCAGAGGGGCCUCUUCUGCCAUUACCCCAAGGCGGUGAUUCCGUUCCAGUUGUUCCUGGUGGGUUUGUGCGUGACCUUCGCGACUCCGCUCUGCUGUGCGAUCUUUGACCAACGCGCUUCCCUCGCCGUCGACAGCCUCGAUACAGAGCUUAAGGAUACCGUAAAAAAGAAUUACCCCAACGUAAAGCACGUCUUCUUCAAUAAGGGCCUGUAAACUCCGUCCGUUCUCCGUUGCCCAUCGGCCCAUCCGAGAGGAGCGUGCCGUUUGCCGUGCCGCCAAAAGCAAACUUCAAAGACGUCAUUCCAAAAAAAAUAUAUUUGUUUAAAUUUAAUUUUUACAUUCUACACAAAGUUUUUAAAGAUUUUUUUAAUAUUUUUGCGUUAUAUUAAUUUUAGCUCAACGUGUUAGGUUGUGAUAUAUUUUGUUAUUGUGAUCUGAUAAUAAUAGGAUUAGAAAUUGUUAGUUUAUUAUAUCCGCCCUACCGGUUCAGACAUCGGCCAGAAGUUUUUCAGAUUACUUGUUCGCAAGGGCUCACCCUUGCCGCAAACUAUAAACUAUACCUCAAUGACAGCAAAUUUCUCAUUCUCUUUUCCCAACAAUAAUUGUAAUAAGGAAUAAGGAUUUACUUAACAAUUUGUUGACAUUGCUUUAAAAGAUAAUUUGUGAACGGGCAAAAGUUCCAAGGACGACAAUAAUUUUAAAUUGUAAGUAGAAUAAUUGUAAUGUGAACAAUUAAAAUUUUGUUUAAAACA
Molecule: messenger RNA, 1678 nt
Organism: Pieris napi
Lineage: Eukaryota; Metazoa; Arthropoda; Insecta; Lepidoptera; Pieridae
Gene: Sfxn1-3
Product: sideroflexin-1-3
Exons: 9
Coding region: 186-1139 (317 amino acids)
Biological process (GO): serine import into mitochondrion; monoatomic ion transport
Cellular component (GO): mitochondrial inner membrane
Molecular function (GO): monoatomic ion transmembrane transporter activity
Source: RefSeq, a predicted model, not a curated record